Molecule: messenger RNA, 723 nt
Organism: Benincasa hispida (wax gourd)
Lineage: Eukaryota; Viridiplantae; Streptophyta; Magnoliopsida; Cucurbitales; Cucurbitaceae
Product: protein FAR-RED ELONGATED HYPOCOTYL 3-like
Source: RefSeq, a predicted model, not a curated record
AUGACUGCGGUAGUUGGUGAACUAAUCAAAGACAAGUUUACAAUUAUAGGACGUGUUUAUAAACCUUGUCACAUUGUUGAGGAUAUGAGGAAAGAGUACGACGUAAAUAUAAGUUACGAUAAGGCGUGGUGUGCAAAGGAAACUGCUUAUGCUCUCGUUAGGGGUACUUCAGAAGAGUCGUACACUAUUUUACAUGCAUAUGGUGAAGCGUUAAAAAUGGGGAAUCCAACUACAAGGUUUGAAAUCGAACUUGAAAAUGAUGUGCAUUUCAAGUACAUGUUUAUGACAUUAGGGCCUUGUAUUAGAGGUUUAGCAAGUUGUCGGCCUGUGAUAAUUGUUGAUGGAUCACAUUUGAAAGGAAAAUACAAUGGGACCAUGUUGGUCGGUGUUUCCAUGGACGGUAACAACCAAGUAUAUCCACUAGCAUAUCCUAUAGUGGACAGUGAAAUUGAUAGAGCUUGGAAAUGGUUUAUGUCAAAUUUGAAAUGUGCCAUUGGAGAACCCUCUAACUUGGUGUUUGUGUCCGAUCGAGCGGUAUCUGUUGACAAUGCCAUUCAUGCAGUUUUUCCUACGACAUUUCAUGGAUUGUGCACAUAUCAUAUAGAAAAUAAUAUUCUUUCCAACUUUAAGGAUAGUAUGAUUAUUGGGAUGUUCAAGGAUGCAACCAAGGUAUUUUGCAUGUCAGAUUUCCAAUCACACUGGGACCAACUCCGUACUUUUUGA